ACCGUAGAGGCGAGGAACCGAAAUCUCCUGGGAUCAAGAGGGACACAAUGGCAGAGAAUGCAUCAUGCUGACUCCAGCUCAAACGCUGCCCAGGGCUUGUCUGGACAGGGGCACUAUAUAAGCCCAGGGAGCCAGUCCUGGGAGCCAGCGGCCCAUGGAGGAACUGUCAGCAUUCAGCGAGCGAGAAUUCAUCCCUGCCGCCAAGAUGGCUCAAACCAACCCCCAGCCAGGACAGCUUGGACCAUGGAAGGUCACCAUCUAUGACCAAGAAAACUACCAGGGCAAACGGAUGGAAUUCACUGCCUCCUGCCCCAACAUCAUGGAGUGCAGCUUUGACAACGUCCGCUCCUUCAAAGUGGAAAGUGGCGCCUGGUUCGGCUACGAGCACACCAAUUUUUGUGGCCAGCAGUUCAUUCUGGAGCGUGGCGAAUACCCCCGGUGGGAGGCUUGGAGCGGCAGCAACGCUUACCACGUUGAGCGCCUGAUGUCCUUCCGUCCCAUCUGCUCGGCGAACCACAAGGAAUCCAAGGUCACCCUUUUCGAGAAAGAGAACUUCAUGGGCCAGCAGUGGGAGGUUCACGAUGACUACCCUUCCCUGCAGGCCAUGGGCUGGGGGAACAACGAGGUGGGCUCCAUGAAGGUCCACAGCGGAGCGUGGGUUUGCUACCAGUAUCCAGGCUACCGUGGCUACCAGUACAUCCUGGAGGCUGACCACCACGGCGGAGACUACAAGCACUGGCGAGAGUGGGGCUCCCACGCCCAGACUUUCCAGGUCCAGUCCAUCCGGCGUGUCCAGCAGUAGGCCGGCUCGAGGACGGAAAGUCCGCUGCCGGUGGCCGAAGCUGAAAGAUUUCCUCUCCGUUCUUCCUGCUCCGUGAUGCGCAGGCCCUGAAAGUCCUCGGGGAUCCUGGGCUGGUUGAAAGUUCUUCUCGCCAGGAUCCCCUCCUGGCUGCCACAGAAAUGAAUAAAACAUCUUGGAAGGAAACAUGUGUCUCAGGCAGCC
Molecule: messenger RNA, 1003 nt
Organism: Pogona vitticeps (central bearded dragon)
Lineage: Eukaryota; Metazoa; Chordata; Lepidosauria; Squamata; Agamidae
Gene: CRYBA1
Product: crystallin beta A1
Biological process (GO): lens development in camera-type eye; visual perception
Molecular function (GO): structural constituent of eye lens
Source: RefSeq, a predicted model, not a curated record